This is a messenger RNA of Schistocerca piceifrons (Central American locust), 5676 nucleotides long. RefSeq names its product BTB/POZ domain-containing protein 1-like. Gene Ontology annotation, molecular function: protein binding. The transcript is spliced from 6 exons. Gene Ontology annotation, cellular component: P-body; cytosol. The record is from RefSeq and is a predicted model, not a curated record. Bases 267 to 1442 code for a protein of 391 amino acids. Lineage: Eukaryota; Metazoa; Arthropoda; Insecta; Orthoptera; Acrididae. Gene Ontology annotation, biological process: neurogenesis.
GGCGGUACAGGGAAACAGCACGCAGUGCCGAAUAUGGUGUCGCUGCAGCCCCGCUCCAAACUUGAACGCCUGCAGGGCGUGGUGCAGGUUUGAUGUUUCAGCCCCUUGUUGGAGCUACGGUAAAGUACACCAAGUACGGCCGCCGGGCUCGACGACGAGCUGCGAGGGCCAUGACGCAGACCGCGGUUUCCUGCUAGGCGCAGAGAAAGCUACAUCGUUACGUGAAUCACCCGGCAAGGACUGAAGCAAAAUUUCUUACAAGCAAGAUGUGUUCCGCUAUUUCAACAACACCUCUUUUGGCUAAGAGGUGCGAGUCGACGCUGCCGAACGAGGCGGACAGCGACGUGACGUUCCUGGUGGGGCCGGACGGGUGCCGUGUGCCGGGCCACCGCAGCGUGCUGGCCGCCGCCAACCCCGUCUUCCGCUGCAUGUUCGAGGGCCCGCUCGCCUGCGGACACUCCGUCACCGUGCCGGACGUCCCGUGGAGGGGCUUUGCCAACCUGCUCAGGUUCCUGUACCAGGAGCCGGUGCAGCUGCCCACGGUGCAGACGGCGCUGGCGACGCUGUACGCGGCGCACAAGUACCAGUGCCACGGGCUGCAGCUGCUCUGCACCCAACACCUGGCCGCCAGUCUCGACACCUCCUGCGUGCUCGAAGUCUUCUCCAACGUGCGCGUCUACUGCGACAGCUUCGGCUGCGUCACGAAGGCAGCCCCGGAGGGUGACGAGUGGGCGCCCUCCGCGCCGCCGUCAGACGGCGACGAGCAGACGGCGCUGGCGGCGGACGCUGAGGAGGCGGCCGGGCUCGAGGCGGUCGUGGCGGGCUACGCGGCGCUGCGCCGGCGCUGCCUGCAGUUCUGCGACGAGCGCGCCGACGACGUGCUGUCGCUGGAGCAGCUGGAGGACCUGUCGCGCGACGAGCUGCUCGAGGUGGUGACGCGCGACUCCUUCGCGCCCUCGUCGGAGGCGCUGCUGUUCGCCGCGGUGGUGCGCUGGGCGCGCUGCCGCUGCCUCUGCUCGCAGCGGCCGCUGAGCGCCGACGACCUGCGCGACGAGGCGGGCGACGCGCUGCUGUACGCCGUGCGCUACCCCUUCAUGUCGCUGCAGGACUUCGUCGACGGGCCGAUGCGCAGCGGCCUCAUCUCCGGGGAGGACGCCGUCUUCUUCCUGGACCGCAUCAACCGGCCGGGGGCGCCGCCCGCGGGGCCGCCGCCCAAGCACCUGGAGGCCCACCUGGACAAGAUGUCCGCCCCGAGGGUGGGCGGCGGCCGCAGCAGGCGCAAGAGCUCCAGCCCCGUGGGGCGCCACGCGGGCGCCACCGCCACCGGCUGCCUGCAGAGGAAGAAGACUGCCAAGAAGGACAAGAAGCACAAGGGCAAGGACGCGGACGCCGACGGCUUCUCCUUCUACUUCCUCAGCUGCCUGUCGUGCAUACUCGACUGAGACGACGCCCUUCUGGAGUGCCUCGCUGCGCGGACUCACUCUUCCUUCGUGCUUCUUCACUGAAGUUCCUGCGACAAGCAACACUCGCAGCCAGAAGGAGUCGGAGCUCCUCUUUGUAAAUGAGAAGUGGCUGCAGAACGACAGACGAGUGCAGUAUAGACUGAACUACUUCGUGUGACGCAGUUUUCCUCGUCGAGAGAUCCAAACAUUGUAAAUUACAACUUGAGAGCUGUAGUGUCGUCUGUGCAGUGUGUCUUUCAAGAGACACUACGUGAUCAAAAGUAUCGAUAUAUACCAAAAAUUGUUGUCCUAGUUAGCCCGGUCAAUUAGAAUCGAACCUCUUCGAAUCAAACCCCUACGGUUGAUAGAUCUCGUCAUCGAGAACAACUUUUGUCACAGAUGACGUAUUCGCUGUCACUUCCCGGUCACUUUAGACAUCCUUCAGCACUCGUCAUCCCUCGGACGACGAGAUUUCACCGAAAGCUGAACCUGCUAACCAGAUGCACUGUGUACUAUACACCCCAGUUUACUGAAAGAGUGAUUUUCAACAAGAAAACCUUAAGAACACUCUCUCAAAAUGAAUAGUGAUAUUUUAGAAGCUAAUGAGGAACUUUAAUUUCGUUUGGCCUACUCCCAUUCAUACGGAGCAAAUGACUGGAUUAUAGGCAACACACAAGGCGUUCGCGCGCCACAGAUUGACUACUCUUUGCCACCUCGCUGGGGCAUAACCAAUACAAAAUGACGUUUACCAUCACUCUUAAGCGUCGGCGAACAUUUUCUCUCUGACAGAAGUUGUUCCCCUCGACGUGAUGUAUCAUCCUAGACCUCUGAUGCAAAGACGUUGAAACACCCUGUUUAUCUAUCGCUUCGAGUCGAUCUUAGAUUGUCAAAAAGAGGACAGAAUUAAACUGAGUUGUAUCACUGUUAUACAGUCUCUGCAAAGAACUUCAGUAGUGGUAGCUACUGUUGUAGAUCUAUCUGAUUUCCGAUGGUUUCGGGUGGCAUUGGUAUGAGACAUAAUGUGAUUUCUAACCAGACUGAUAAUCCCAUUUUUUUCUGUUUGUUAUUUUGACGACUGACUUAUAUAUCUCUUCAGCUGCCCCCACCGUCUUAAUUUCAACAGUUCGCUCUACUGCACCUCAAGAAGUCACUUACUACAGUAAUCGUAAUAAUACGCAGAAAGAGAUUUUCACUCUGCGGCGGAGUGUGCGCUGAUAUGAAACUUCCUGGCAGAUUAAAACUGUGUGCCCGACCGAGAUUCGAGGCAAAGGUCCCGAGUUCGAGUCUCGGUCGGGCACACAGUUUUAAUCUGCCAGGAAGUUUAAUACGCAGAAAGUCCGUAAAUCCAGUGAGACACCCGUAAAUAAAUCUUCCAUUGAUCUGUGUACACCGGCAUGUAACCUGUGUCUCGAAGAAUCCCGUAAAUGUUCCAUCAGCUCGCAGUAGAGCAGUGGGUAGAUGAAGUGCUGCAGUGAUACCACUCCCCUACAGUACAGUGUAAUGAGAUGGGAGCUCUGUCACUUUGAUGCACUCAGUCUAACUUCCAAGUUUGUUUCCGUUCGUAGGCGGUAAAUAAACCGUAAGAUCAAUGUUGCAACACUCUUCUGACACAUCGGCGUAUGGGGCAAACAAGCAGAUCCAGCUAUCUCGCCCUUACUUUAGUCCCCCGGUUACAUGAAGUUCGCGAUAUAUUUUCUUCAACAUUGUCCAAAUACUUUUGAUCACAUAGUGUACACUUUCCUAACAAAGCUGCCCCUAGCAGGCGAACUCACACACUCAUGUCACCACACAAAUGAUCUCAUGCACUCGUCAAGAUCGUAUUCUCUGUGUCGUUGUUUCCGGUUGACUUUCUAGUCCACCCGUCGGGUGAAGGCGGCUUCCGUCUGUUAAUCUCGACAGUUUCGUAUUAUUUAGUUCCCAUGCCUUAUACCUUCAUGAAGAUUCCUUGCUUUCAUAAAUCGAUUCGGCAUUUUUAAAAGUAUAUAUUUCAGUUUUAUGAAAUGAUUGUUAUAUGUAGUAUCUACAGCAAUAGGCACUGAUCAUUCACACAAAAUAAAAGUUUGUAGCUAAUAAUUUAAUAACUGUGUGGCUAAGAACUACAAUAGCAACAAACAAUCGCUAUUGAACAGAAGAAAUUCAUUUCUUGGGCUUCUGUCAUACUGUAUGUACUCACAAACUGAAAUGACAGAAAGAUAAUUAUCCAAUCAUAUUUUAAAGUUAUGUCCUUCAAAGGAUCUAUACAAAAGAAAUUAUUUUUUUUAUAUUGUCUUGAUUAUUACAGUGUGCAUUUCAAUUAACUGCCAUACUGCCGUGGCACGAAUGUUAGUUAUUCGAAAAUGACUGUUUUCACUACACCCUCAGUGCUUUUGGAGAGCUGAUUUACUCUCAGAUGUAAUUAUAUCUCCGUCUUUUGUAAUGGUUGCUGCAAUGUAAUUGAUGCACAGCGUUACAAAAUUCCUUACUCGCCUUUAUUUACUGAGUACAACUUUACAUCAUAACAAUAAAUGUAUAUUUUAAAUGCCAUUUGGAGCUGUGAUUAAAGUACUUCAGAUAAUGCUUUCGUCUGCAUUAGGCUUUAUAUGUUACCAUUUAAUGCUUACAAUAAAGAAAUGUUACUCUAUUAUAGAACUUGUUUGCACCUGUCAACUGUUUAUUGAUAAAUUCUUGUGACUCUUGCUGAAGAAUUGGUGGUUCUUUGUGUUUUUGGAAUGUCAAUGAUGUUUGCGAAUUUUACGUUUUUAGUCAUAUUGUACUGUGAGCAAAAUAUGUGAAACAGGCCACAUACCUACAGCAAGAGUUCAACAGUAUAGAUUGUUAUAUUAUGAAUGUUGAAUAAUUGAUGAUCGCUACAUGAUAUUGGUAAUUUAUAUUUUAGUGAACCAGUAAUCAGAGAAACUAUGCGUAAAUUGUAUUUUUGUGUCGAAUGAUGACCUGACAAAUACUUGCAAUGUCCAAAUUUGAGAACAAAAUUGUAUUUUUGUACAUUAUUCGCAGCCAACUUGUGUCUUCACCUAUUUCAGUCAGGUCAAAUUUGAUGAUUUGUUGAGUAGUUCCUCUCUUUCAAAGAACAUCGUUCAAUGUUUUUAAGAUAUAAACAAAAUAUUGUUGCAACUCCUGCCCAAAUAUUACACUGCCUAAAACGCUUGCACCAAAUAGGCAAACCAUUGUUUUAUGAUUUUGUAAUUUAUAUGUGGUACCUGUAUAGACCCAAACUGUUUAAAUGGAGAAAACAACAGGAGAAACAAACUUAAAAUAUGUACUACUUUUCUUGUAAAUUUGUGUUUGAUUCUCCUGUAAUUAAUGCUAGUCCACACCCUCUAUGAGGGAAAAUAGAAAAUAUUAGACUCCCAUGCCAUAUUUAUAGUAGAAUAUAUAAUGCUAAAGAGCAAAAUAUUAUGAAUGUCUUAUUGAUGUAAUAAAUGUUGAACCUACUAUUUUUAUUUUUUUUAACCUAGAAAAUGAUUUAAAAAUUCUGCAGCACAGACUGUAAAUCUUACUAGAAUCAGUGUUGGUUUUUGUUUAGAUUGAAGCAGAAUUCUUGGGUACUGCAAUAUUUAUCAGAAUCAGUACUUCAUACAAAAUAAGAUUCAUUGAAUAGUUGAUUAAAUCAAUUCUGUUCGAGUGGCCACAUGUCACAAUGGCUGUAUAAAGAGUAUUUUGUAAACAUAAUUCUCUUUGUGUACUUUAAUGCUGAAAUUUUUUUACACCAUACUUUUUGUGCCUAAAAUGCGAUAGCCUCAUCAGUGGAUGGUCUGAAAUAUUAUAUCGUUUUUGUUUUAUUUGUGCUAGUUAUAGAUUUAAAACAGUUCAUAGCCUGAUUUUUUACAUGAAGUUGAAUGGUAUCUUCAAGUAAUCUGUGGCCACAUGGAGUGAAAACUCUAAAAUCAUAGGGACUGUAGACCUAACUGUAUCACUUCUCUUUAUUUACAGAAUAUUUCACUUUAUUUACAACAUAUGCUUAAUUUUGCUAUUAAUACGUCUUCAACCAAAAACUUUGUAUUAUUUCAGAAUACCAACUAAUGAUACCUCUUUGUAUUAAAGGCAAAAUGCUUAUGGUAUAAUAGAUUUCAAAUUUUAGAGUGCAAAACGCGUUCUGCGUAUAAACUAACUUCUACGUUGAUUAAUUCGUUAUAUCUCACUACUACUAGUUAUGUGCUGUGGCAUACAAUGACGUAUGUAAUGAGGCAAUUCUGGAGACAGCGUCUAAGAAAAAACUAAACCAGACAAUUGCAAU